Molecule: messenger RNA, 333 nt
Organism: Prunus armeniaca (apricot)
Lineage: Eukaryota; Viridiplantae; Streptophyta; Magnoliopsida; Rosales; Rosaceae
Source: the annotation of a GenBank genome assembly
AUGGCCUACUGUUACACCCUGCAUCUCCCUAAGGAUGCAACUUAUGGGCGACUGUCCCGGAGAAUGCUUUAUGCCCUACGUCUUCCGGAGUACGCGGCUUAUGGGCAAAGGUGUGUACGGCCUAUUUUUACACCCUGCAUCUCCAUAAGGAUGCAACUUAUGGGUGAUAAUCCUAUAGGGUGCUUUAUGCCCUACGUAUCUCAAAAUGCAAGGCUUAGGGGAAAGGAGUGUAUGGCCUACUGUUAUGCCCUACAUCUUCUUAAGGAUGUGGCUUAUGGGAGAUUGUCCCGGAGAAUGCUUUAUGCCCUACAUCUUCCAAAGUACGCGGCUUAG